CAGCCAUGAUUUUCCACCAUUUGGCAUGUAUAUCGUCAAAUCACAGAGGCACAGACGCAUCUCCUAGCCUGGUAGGGAUCCUGUCCUCGCGCCGGCAAAUCAUGCUGAAACUGCCGGUUCAUGGGGUUUAAUCUAAACAAUAAUCCCACCACGGAAAUUCACGCCGCGAGUUUAGGAACUACAUCCGUCGCUCCCCAGCAGUAUUUAAGGCCAACACCCAAGCCUUUUGUCCAAGAAAAGCCAAGUCGACUAAGGACGGGCAAUCGAAAGCUUGGUUUUUCUUGUUGUCACUCACGUUGUCUCUUGCGACCAUGCUCGUCAACUCAGCCGUUCUCCUUUCGCUGGCCCUCGGGGCCAUCACCGUCAACGCCAACCCGGCCCCUGAGCCCCCUGCGAUCACCGCAGCGCCCAAGGUGGGCGAUUUGGAGAAACGGGCGACCACCUGCACGUUCUCGGGCUCCAACGGCGCUUCCUCGGCGAGCAAGUCGAAGACCUCCUGCUCGACCAUCAUCCUCUCCAGCGUGGCCGUCCCAUCCGGCACGACCCUGGACCUGACUGACCUGAACGAGGGAACCCACGUCAUCUUCGAAGGCGAAACCACCUUCGGCUACGAAGAAUGGGCCGGCCCGCUGGUCUCCGUCUCCGGCACGGACAUCACCGUGACCGGGGCCAGCGGGGCGUACCUCAACGGCGACGGCAGCCGCUGGUGGGACGACGAGGGCUCGAACGGGGGCAAGACCAAGCCCAAGUUCUUCUAUGCGCACGAUCUGACCGACUCGGUCAUCAGCGGCAUCUACAUCCAGAACUCCCCGGUGCAGGUGUUCAGCGUCGACAACUCCAACUACCUGACCCUGGAGGACAUCACCAUCGACAACACGGACGGUGACGAUGACGGCGCCGCGAACACGGACGGGUUCGAUAUCGGCGACAGCACCUACAUCACCAUCACCGGCGCGAACGUGUACAACCAGGAUGACUGCGUCGCGAUCAACUCGGGCGAGAACAUCUAUUUCUCCGGCGGCGUCUGCUCCGGCGGCCACGGCUUGUCCAUCGGCUCCGUCGGCGGCCGCAGCGACAACACCGUCAAGAACGUGACCUUCUACAACUCGGAGAUCAAGAACUCGCAGAACGGCGUCCGCAUCAAAACCAUCUACGGCGACACCGGCUCCGUCUCCGAGGUGACCUACCAGGAGAUCACGCUCUCCGAGAUCACCGAGUACGGGAUCAUCGUGGAGCAGAACUACGACGACACCUCGGAGGCGGCCACCACCGGCGUUCCGAUCACGGAUUUCGUCCUCGAUGGCGUGCAGGGCACCGUCGAGAGCACGGGCACUGAUAUUUAUAUUGUGUGCGGCUCGGGCAGUUGCUCCGACUGGACGUGGACGGAUGUGAGUGUCUCCGGUGGGAAGACGAGUUCGUCGUGCACGAAUGUGCCGAGUGGGAUAAGUUGUUAG
This is a messenger RNA of Aspergillus fijiensis CBS 313.89, 1454 nucleotides long. Its product is annotated as glycoside hydrolase family 28 protein. Gene Ontology annotation, cellular component: extracellular region. NCBI's taxonomy places the organism in Eukaryota, Fungi, Ascomycota, Eurotiomycetes, Eurotiales, Aspergillaceae. The transcript is spliced from 4 exons. Bases 312 to 1454 code for a protein of 380 amino acids. Gene Ontology annotation, molecular function: polygalacturonase activity. Gene Ontology annotation, biological process: pectin catabolic process. The record is from RefSeq and is a predicted model, not a curated record.